CUGAUGGGGAACCAAACUACUGUGACUGAAUUCAUCCUCCUGGGUCUCUCCAGUGGUCCAAAGGUGAAGCUUUUCCUUUUUGGGCUGAUUUCUGUCAUCUAUGUCAUCACUCUGACAGGGAAUGUGAUUAUACUGGUGCUGAUCUGGCUGGAUUCCCGACUCCACACACCUAUGUAUUUCUUCCUGAGGCAUCUCUCCAUUGUGGACAUCUGUUAUACAUCCAGCACUGUCCCACAGAUGUUGGCCAACCUUCUAAAUUCAAGGAAAACCAUCUCUUUUGCAGGGUGUAGUGUUCAGAUAUAUCUCUUCCUGGCUUUAGGUAUUACGGAAUGUGUUCUCCUAGCAGUCAUGGCAUAUGACCGUUUUGUAGCAAUAUGUUAUCCUCUGUCUUAUACUCUCAUCAUGAACCGUAGGGUCUGUGUGGGGCUGACAGCAGUUUCUUGGACAUGUGGUUUUCUUCUUGCCAUGAUCCAUGCUGUCCAGACCUUGCAGAUGCCAUUUUGUGGCCCCAAUGAGAUUAAUCACUUCUACUGUGAUAUCCUGGCACUUCUGAAAUUAGUCUGUGCUGACACCCACCUCAAUGAAAUCAUUGUGUUUGUGAUUGGUGUUCUUAUUCUCCUCUGCCCUUUCGUCUUGAUCCUGAUCUCUUACGUCCGAAUCCUAGGGGCCAUCUUGAGGAUUCACUCUGUUGAAGGACGGCGCAAAGCCUUUUCCACCUGUGCUUCCCACUUAACUGUAGUAGCACUAUUCUAUGGCAGUGCUAUGUUCAUGUACAUGCGACCUGGGUCUACACGUUCUGCUGAUCAGGACAAAAUGGUUUCUCUAUUCUAUAGCAUCAUUACCCCCAUGUUCAACCCCAUGAUAUACAGUCUGAGGAAUAAGGAUGUGAAAGGGGCUUUGGUGAAAGUGCUGCAGAACAUCAAAGGGACAUAA
This is a messenger RNA of Alligator sinensis (Chinese alligator), 933 nucleotides long. Its product is annotated as olfactory receptor 2A5-like. Bases 4 to 933 code for a protein of 309 amino acids. The transcript has a single exon. Gene Ontology annotation, molecular function: olfactory receptor activity; G protein-coupled receptor activity. Gene Ontology annotation, cellular component: membrane. NCBI's taxonomy places the organism in Eukaryota, Metazoa, Chordata, Crocodylia, Alligatoridae. The record is from RefSeq and is a predicted model, not a curated record. Gene Ontology annotation, biological process: G protein-coupled receptor signaling pathway.